This is a messenger RNA of Paramuricea clavata, 2013 nucleotides long. The record is from the annotation of a GenBank genome assembly. NCBI's taxonomy places the organism in Eukaryota, Metazoa, Cnidaria, Anthozoa, Malacalcyonacea, Plexauridae.
GUUAAUUUAACAUUUUUGGUUCAAGAUACGAAAAACGGUAGCGCGACCCUUUCUCCAAAUAUUCAACUUUGCCGAUGCGUAAACGGUGAAUGUUUUGUUCCUGAAGCUACAUCAGAACAGGAGGCAGCAAUCGAAAAUACUUUUCUUGUUAUGUCAUGCAAUUGUCUUUUUGGUUAUACCGGGGAAUUCUGUGGAGAAGUGAGAGAUUUCUGUGCAGGAGAAUUGACGCCACCUUGUAAUCCUUUGGUCACAUGCGCUAAUUCUGCAGCAGGUUUCAUGUGUGGGAAUUGCCCGAAUGGGUACGAAGGAAACGGACAAAUUUGUUCAGGUCAGUUAAUUAACCAAUUAUGGAAAUAACUGACAGUCCUUAUACUCCUUCCACUAUAGUUCGCUUCCACAGUAUCAUAUGUGGCACUAGUAGCUACGUAGUAUGCUUAAACGACAUAGCCGUCUACUGUUAAUCCCCGAGCCGGCGGCGCGAAGCGCCGUGCGAGGGUACUAAUUCCCCCCGGCUAUUUACACCCGGGGAAACGAAAGCAUUAGCCAAGUCUAAAGUUCAUCAAUGAGCGCGGGCGUCGGUCACCAACGAUGGGUGGUCAUCCUCACUGAUCUCAAAAAUAUGGCGGACUGUCAUGAAUAACGGACACUGAUUGGGCCAAUUUAAAGUUUGCAUUAUAACGGCUGCAUGACGACAGCGAAAUAGCAAACAUUUCUUGAUUUGAUGAGUUGAUGAUUGAUAAAUUUCUUGCAAAUAUUCUUCAUUUUUGCUCGUAUUUCUGCAAGAUUUUGUAAAUUUCCAGAAAGAAAGGGCGAAAGAAUCAGCUAAAAGAAGGGAGCCGACGUUAACGAAGGUAAGUUUGUUUUAAAUAUUGAUUUUAUAAUGGCUUUAAAACCCGACGGCCUUUGCGUAUAUGAAACAACUAAACAAGACAGCAUAUUAUUUCAGUGUAUCUUUAAUAUUGAUUCCCUUUUUUAUUAUAUUGAAUUUUUUAAAUAAAAAAUAAAGCAAAGUUAUUUGCAAGCGAGAAUUUGAAAUCAUUUUAUUGCAAAAUCAAAGUUUAUCGAUAUAUAAAAGCCAUUUAAUAGUUAAUUGUUAAAGGCAGUUUAGUUUUAUAAAGAACUCUUUAAAACGUUUUGUGAAUUGUUUGUGGUUAAAUUUUACCUUAAAUUGAAGCUUGUAUUACGUAUAAUUACAUACCUAACAUAAAUAUGUUGGAAAAUUGAUAAUUUUGUAAUUAAAAGUGAUAUUUUUAGGCGAUUUUCAUUUGUAAGAAUAUUCUUAAAAAAUUAUCGUGUUACCAUGACAACUACUUUAGAUACUUCAUGUUCGGAAAAUACAACGGUUUUGUCAGCAAGGCGAGGGUUUCUGCAUGCAUGUAUUUUCUAGUAUAUGGGUAUACAUGGCUGAUUGAAAUAACCAACCAUGCAUAUUUUUUUUCGAGCACUUAAGGUUGCAACUCCAAUUUUGAGACUUGUCCAAAUUAUGGAAGUUAGGUUAAAAGUAUAUUAAUGUUUUGAACAGGAAUUGGUAAAGAAAAUUGGCACAUAUAUAUUAACCCUUAAAUUGUCAAUUUGUGCUGAAUAUCACCAUAAGUGAUUCUGAAUGGCAAAUAGUGAGUUAUUUGGUCAGUAAAAUACUAAUCAAGGCGGUGACAUAACGUCAUUCACUCUAUCUCAUGGUAAAAGCCUGAAACAUAUAUUAAAGGUAACGUAGUUACACUACAAAAGGUAUAGCGAAGGGAAUUUUUGGCGACAUUAUCAUCCAUAUACUUGUUUAAUAAUGGCCGCGGCACACUUUAAAUUUUUAUUUUUAGGAGACGGCGCUUAUAGAGGGAGGUGUUUAUUUGAGGACGGCGCUCUUUAUUAAUUGCUUUAAUUUACCCUAUCAAGAUAUUGACGAAUGUCAAGGAAGUCAAACGGUUUGCGAUCAAGUAUGUACGAACACAGUGAGUUCUUACUUUUGUGGAUGCAACGAUGGCUUUUCUUUGGAUUCAGAUGAAAGAACUUGCAGUG